Messenger RNA from Adineta ricciae, 273 nucleotides. Lineage: Eukaryota; Metazoa; Rotifera; Eurotatoria; Adinetida; Adinetidae. The record is from the annotation of a GenBank genome assembly.
AUGGCAAAAUCAUUGUCUCCUAAUUCUGGCUUGAUUGGAAUCGCCUAUCUUCCGCAUGGUACGAUGUUGUUAGAUCCAAAUCGUGAAGAUCUUCCUGAUGGUGUUAAAUCUCUUCAUUCAUCUUGCAUGAAAAUAAGUGAAAAGAUCGCUGAAUUAGAUCCUGAUCUUAUUAUUCUUUUAACUCCGCCUGGAAUAAAUCUUCAUCAAGCUAUAAAUAUCUAUCAAACAGGUGUAUUAAUGAGUGCAGCAAGUGGACAGGCUGAAUGGAAUAAC